GCCCCGUUUCCCUCCCGACCGCUCUUUUAAACUCCUGAAAUCCUCUGAGCUGCCCAGAAGCCAUACAUAACUAUAGAUUGGUUCUGUGGCAGCGAUUGUUGAUGUGAGCGCCAGGGAGAAUAAAGGGGGGCCAAAAGAAACGCGAUCCAAGUGGAACUGAGCGGAGAGAAGCGGAGCGCCAACGAGAAAGCGAGCGGCCGAGCGACCGAGCGAAGCACAAGAGCGGCAAUUCCGCAGAGAGGGUCCCCCCUGACAUCGGCGGCGGCGGCGGUGGCACCCCACGCCCCUCGUCCCCUCCCCUCCCGGACAUGUGGCGGGCUCUUUUCCCGCGCUGGAUCUGCUUCUUCCUGGGACUCUUCACCGGUCUAUUCCCGCACUCGUCCCGCGUGAGAGCCAUGGCACUGCCCAGGAUCGUGUAUUCGCACGCGGGCAUCUGCCCCAACGAGAUGAACCCCAACUUGUGGGUGGACGCGAUGAGCACCUGCCUGCGAGAGUGUGAGUCGGACCAGGAGUGCGAGACCUUUGAGAAGUGCUGUCCCAACGUCUGUGGGAGCAAGAGCUGUGUGGCUGCCCGCUACAUGGAUGUGAAAGGGAAGAAGGGUCCCAUCGGAAUGCCCAAAGAAGCCACCUGUGACCGCUUCAUGUGCACCCAGCAAGGCUCCGAGUGUGACAUCUGGGAUGGCCAGCCGGUGUGCAAGUGCCGGGACAGGUGUGAGCGGGAGCCCAAUUUCACUUGUGCCUCGGAUGGCAUGACGUACUACAACAAGUGCUACAUGGAUGCCGAGGCCUGCACCAAGGGGAUCACGCUGACGGUGGUCACCUGCAGGUAUCACCUAACCUGGCCCAACACCAGCCCUGUCCCUACAGAGACCACCGCCAAUCCCACCACGGCAUAUUUGGAGACCACAGUGAUUGACAUCGUGCCACCCGCCCUCAUCUCCAGACCGGCGCACCAGUCCAUCUACUUAGGGGACACGGUCAGCUUCCUCUGUGAUGUGGCUGGUCGUCCCAAACCCGAAAUCACGUGGGAGAAGCAAACUGAGGGCAAAGAGAACAUUAUCAUGAGGCCGAAUCACGUGAGAGGGAACGUCGUGGUCACCAACAUUGGCCAGCUGGUCAUCUACAAUGCCCAGUCUCAAGAUGCGGGCAUCUACACCUGCACGGCCAAGAACAUCGGAGGGUUUCUGCAGGCCGACUUUCCUCUGUCAGUGGUCAGGAAGGAGCUUUUUGCAAAGAGUCAUGCGAGGAACACCACCCAGCUGCCGGCCGAGGAAUGUCUGAAGACGCAGGACACCGAAGUGUGUGGAGAGCUGAGGACCAGCUGGUACUUCGACAGCAAGAGGAACAACUGCUACACCUUCACCUACGGCCACUGCAACCGGAACCAGAAUCAUUUUGACACAUAUGAGUCCUGCAUGGCAUCCUGUGGCAGCGACUUCACCAACCCAUGCAACCUUCCAAGCCUUCAGGGUCCCUGCAAAGCCUAUGAACCCAGGUGGGCUUAUAGUAGCGCCUUGAAGCAAUGCCAGUCGUUCAUCUACGGUGGCUGUGGCGGCAAUGAGAACAACUUUGAAAGCAAAGAGGCCUGCGAGGAAAUGUGCCCCUUCCCAAAGAACCAGCACUGCAAGAUGUGCAAGCCCCGGCAGAAGAUGGUCACCAGCUUUUGCAAGAGCGACUUUGUCAUUCUGGGCCGCAUGAGUGAGCUUUCUGAAGACCACGACUCGGGUCACGCCCUGGUGACGGUAGAGGAGGUCUUGAAGGAUGACAAAAUGGGACUCAAGUACUUUGGGCAGGAGCCCCUGGAAGUCACUCUGCUCAACAUUGACUGGAACUGCCCCUGCCCCAACAUCACCAGCACAGACGGGCAGGUGAUCAUCAUGGGGGACGUUCACAACGGCAUGGCGGUUCUGCAGCCCGACAGUUUUGUGGGGGCAUCCAGCGUGAGGCGGGUGAAGAAGCUCCGCGAGAUCAUCCACAAGAAAACUUGUGACAUCCUCAAAGAGUUCUCCUCUCUCCACUAGUCCUGCUUGUUGGCCUGCACCUGCCAUUGUAAAGCGAGCUGUCCAGCGCCUGAUCCGGAGAGCCACCGGUGGAGGCCAUUGCCAGGAUCUUUGAACUGAACACGUCCUGAAGUCGGGAGCCAGUUAUAAAAGCCUCGGCGGGGUUGACCGUCUUUGGGUUCGGAUUUACGGGAAGGAGAGCUCAAUUUAUCAUGGCGGGCGAGUGCCUUUUCCAAAGCCGACCAGCAGUAGAUGAUGACAACCUAGAACUGAUAGGGCUUCAUUCAAGUAUAUUGGAGUUAUAGUAAGUCAUUCUCACCCACCUUUUAAAAGCUUGCUUGUGAUGGAGCACAUCCAGGAGAGAUGUGGUCUCCUUAGCCGAAGGGCACGCGUGUAUCCUCAUAGGAACCUUGUAGACAGGUUAGAAAGAAGUGGGAACGCAGUUCUCAGAGACGUCACUCUAGCACUCAGAUCCUCACCCUUAUCGUCCCCUUUCAUAGUGGCGGCUUCGCUCCUUGGUUUCCUUCUAGAGUUGUGCUGGGCUCCGUUGCUCCACUCAGGGGUGGACCAGAAUUUUGGAUUUUAGACCUGUUGCGUUUUUCACUUUUUGUCUCUCCAAUUUUCUGACACCUGAUUUCUCCAUUGGGCAAACCUGGACGAGGCGGUCCAUCGCAGGGCACACCCAUUCACAUACGGUGACACCAGGCUGGGAGUCUUCACUUAACCCGAUGACACGAUGAACACCACCUGAAAAUGGAAACGCCACCCCCAAUGCGUAUACUAAAAUGAUGGCUAUGGGUAUGGCCGGACGUUUGGGAGGAAGUCUGAGUGAGACAAACACCAGAUCGUUACUGAGGGAGCAUUCCAACAGUCUGUCCUAACGUCCACUUGAUCUUAAUAACUGGUCUUUGGGAGAUAUUAGUGUCAUUUAGGGGAUCAAGUGAGGUAUCUCUCUAGGACAUGUGUAUUGUCUGUGGAUGGCAUUGACCAUCACGCUACCCAUCAGGUUGUUUUGGUCUUUGGGAGAUCCUAUUAGUUGAAAGCAUAUCGGCUCUAGUAAGGUAUUGACCAGUAGGUCAUGUUGUCCUCAAGAAGAUGUUGUUUGGAGGUGACGUUGGUCAUUGAGGGGUAUUAUCAAGAGGAGACGUUGGCCAUGAAUAAGUCCCGCCCACCCUGUAAUGCUGGUCUUAAUUGGAUAUUCUCAGUAGGGUACUGUAUGUUGUCCAUCCAGGCAUGUAGUCCAUCAGGUGAUGUUGGUCUUUAAGUAAAAAGGACCCUUUCAGGGAUAAUUCUCACACGUAGUUACUGGUCCUGGAAGAUUUACUGAGCUCAUAAUAUAAUGGAGAUAUCGGCCUUUGGAAGAUGGGGUGCGUAUUUGGUGGAGAGCAUCAAGGCUGAGGUAUUGGCCAUCAAUGCUGUUGGACGUGUCCGUGUCAAGAGUGCACAUUGUGAGGGGAACAGGGAGGCAGUUAGGAGGCGCACCCAUGAGCACAUUCUGGCCCUAGUGGAGGCUGAUAUUGAUUGUAAGGUGGGAUGUAAGGUGUUCAUAGGGGGAUCGACAUCAUGUCCAGGAAGUUACCUUUGGUUUAUAUUGGGAAUUUUGCUCCUGGAGGGAUAUCGUCCAUGGGGAAGCGGUGACAGUGUCUGCUAGGGGAUGUGGGCAUUUUAUUCUCAGGGAAUGGUGGUCAUCCAGUCCCCCAUGUAGGUGGUGGUGGGGUGUUGGGUGUCCAUCUAUAGACAUUGAGGAGAUGUUGCUUUUUGAGGGGUAUUGUCCAUAGUAUUUAGUUCUUAGUGGUUAUCGUGUCCACAUGGAGAUGUUGGACUAAUUGGGUGUGCCACCCUUGCAAAUGUCUGUCUUUGGAAGAUCGAUGAGGAGAUCCUUGAGACCAAAUAUCUUACGUAUGGAGGAUAUCGGCUCUCGAGUGAGGACAGUGUCCACGGGGGUCUCUGCUCCUUGAGGAUUAUCGCUCAUGGACCUUGGGGAGUCCUGCCUAUAGGGGGGUGUUGGAGGUCCUCUCCAGGUCCACUUCACGUUGAGCUCACCCUGCUCCGGAGUCCGUUUGCCGGCCCCUGCCUGUAGCUCCUUGUUCACGUGCGUUUGCUCUCCAUGACCUCGGCCCCUCUUAUCAAGGCCAAACAACAUGUUUUUGGACGUUGGAAUCGUUAAACAGAGCAGGUCAUCUUUCUUGUUAACUGUAACCAAAAUAUUUUGUACUCAGUCCUCAGCGCCACAUGUGACAACAGGGGCGUAAAAACGUCAACACAGAGCUGCUUGUAAACACCCGCGUUUACGUAACAUCUGCCAACUCCGUCAGCGGGGCAAGCAAGUGGGUAGAAAACAGAAAAAAAACGCGACCCCCUCAGCGCCGCCCCGUCAUGUGUACACGCGUGCAUAACAAGGAUCAGCAAAUCAGCAGCAAUCAGGCAAUAGGGGCAAAGGGCCAGCGGGCACCGCCCAGAUGGGGACCUGCAAUUCCUCUCCUUGUGUGCCAGAGUUAAAUGACUCGGCCUGGCAGGCAAAUCGUCUUCUGGGUGGUCUUGUCUAAUUCCAAAAAGACUUUGACAUCCCAGCUCUGAUAUUUUAGACGUGUCCAGGGGUCCGCUCUGUUCUGCUGAAGGAACCAUUUGACAGGUCGGGGUUGCCACCCUCCUCAAUGACAUGCGUCGCCCUCCCGGUGGCUCCACUCAGCCCUCUUUUAAUUGUGUCUCCUGUCCAUCAGAGCUGACACUCUUUCUUUAUCUAUAUAGCGUCUUUCACUGUAUUGUAACGUAACUUAACAUGACCUUCUGAGACCUGCUUAUCUAAUUCAGGGGUCCUGAAAGUCCUGGACACUUCAAAGCUGACAUUUGCCAUCCAUCCGUCCAUUAUUGGGCAUGCUGAAUCGAGUUCAGGAGCCUCUCCUGGCAUUGAGCAAAAGUCAGCCGUGGGUAAGGUGCCAGUCCAUUGGAGGACUCACAAACACAAACACACACACACACACACACACACACACACACUCAUUUUCACAGAGUCCCAGUUUGGAGUGGCCCAUUAAGAUGGCAUUUCUUUCAGAAUUUGGGUGGAAAACUGGUGCGCAGACAACGGAAGAACAUGUGGGCUUCACACAGACAGCAACUGGGCACAGGGCAUUGGAUCUUUAGGGCAGAAGCACUGAUCGCCACAUUAGCCACAGUGACUGAGAUGGCAAACACCAGCUGCUCCACCUGAUACGUGACAAAAUGACAUGCGCUGACACCACCACCAUAUGCCUGCCACCCGCAGCUCCUCCAGUCAGCCUGUGCCACCUCAGCUAGCUGGCAGUGAAUCUGUGGACGUUUACCAUCCAGCCAUUGCUGGACAUACUAAAACCCAUUCAGGAUCCCAUCUUGGCAUUGAGUAUAAGCCGGGAACCAGCCCUAGAGGGGGUGCCAGUGCAUCAGUGGGCAAAGUCACACUUAUUCAAGGUGCAAAUGUCAGUUUCAAAAGAAGCACCCCACACAUCCUAGCAUAGCAUCCCCAAAGCCAAUUCAGGGCAGCACACUCACAUAUUCUAUCACACAGAGCCAUCUCAGAGGUGCCAAUGGGCAUCAGACACCACAGUUUUGAGUUGUAGGAAUAACAGCUGAGCUACUGAAGAAAACUCACACUGGCAUGGAGAGAACAUGCAAGCGCCACAUAGAAAGUGACCAGGCCAGGAUUAGAGCUCAGGACCCCACUGUAGCCUCCAGACCACCAGUUUAUUUACCCAAAAUAUUAGAAAAAAAAAAACAAAAAAAAACAAAACAAAGCUUUUUAAGAGACCUCCCAAGACCCCUGAGAGAGCCGGAGUGAUGGCCAGCCGCUCCACCAGACUUUGAAUGUAACGCCAUCUCCUGUCCCGUCUGUCUUUGAUCCCAGUGAUUUCUCUCCUUGUUUUGGUCUGUUCCUAUUUAUUUCGAUAUUAGUGAUUUUGUUAUUAUUUUUAUUAUUAUUGUUCCUUUUUUUUUUUUGGUUGUGAUGUAGUUAUUGAUGACUCUCAGAAAGCUGCGAGACUGCAAGAAAUGUAUUUUCCAGAUAUCCUAUGUAUCCAGUCUUCUGCGCACUUCUUUCUUAAUAAAGCGGUUCUGUAAACACUCUCCA
Messenger RNA from Polypterus senegalus (gray bichir), 6099 nucleotides. RefSeq names its product info WAP, follistatin/kazal, immunoglobulin, kunitz and netrin domain containing 2a (gene wfikkn2a). The record is from RefSeq and is a predicted model, not a curated record. The transcript is spliced from 2 exons. Gene Ontology annotation, cellular component: extracellular region. Gene Ontology annotation, molecular function: protein binding; serine-type endopeptidase inhibitor activity. Lineage: Eukaryota; Metazoa; Chordata; Cladistia; Polypteriformes; Polypteridae. The coding region runs from base 309 to 2021 and encodes 570 amino acids.